AACGGAUGGAGUAUAUUCUACCUUAUCUUGUUCGGUUAAUAUCUCGUACAAUUAAUUUGAAGUGGAUUUGAAGAUGAUUUAUUUCACACUUAUUAAAGUGUGGAAUUAUUUUCACUCAUUUCUCUCUCAUCCUUGUCUUUUUUUUUUAGCCGGAUAAGUCCUUAAAAGAUCCGAUCACUUAUAGGACUUUAAACCUUGUGUUUGACUCAUAAUAAAGGUAUAAUUGGUUGAUUAAGAGUCCAAGAUGGAGUACUUCUUGCUUGGAGAGGAGGUUACUGUCUAGCGGGUCCUACCAAACCUCCAAAUCUGAGUAGUUUUUUUAAGAAAAUAAUUUUUUUUUCCUGAUCAAAAAGAAAAAUCGCAAAUAAACCCAAAAUUAACCGCCGCCGCCGUCGAGGAACACCUCGCCUGCUCGGAAGCCAUGCUGGCGAGGCUGCGCGCGGCGUCGGACGCGGCGCGCGAGCUCGACGUCUGCGUGCGCCACGGCGACGACGACGACGACUACGUCGUCCUCCACGGCUGCGACCGCCGCCGCCAGCACUACGGCCACGGGCGCUCCUGCCUCCACGGCUGCUCCGGCGUCCGCGCCGCCGGCGGCCUGGUCCGCAUCGUCAGCGGCGCGCGGCACGUCCGCAGCGCGGUGGGCCGCUACCUCGCCGCCGCGGACGACGACGAGGAGCACGACGAGCUGUCCGUGGGCGACAAGGUCCUCAUCGCCGCCGACGUCGUGGUCGGCCUACGACGUGGUCGUCGGCGGCAUCGACGUCGUCGUCGGCGUCUGCGACCUCGCCGAGUACGCUCGCGGCGCUCUGGCCCGCCUCCGCCGGAUGUGCCCGGGCGUUGGCAUCCCAGUCAGGUUCAGGAUUGGAAAGAAGAAAGAAGAUUGCGGUCCCAAACGAAUCCGCAAGCCAGGGACAAAAGAGGUUCGAUUUGAAGACCUUUCUGAGGAUAUGCAAAACAUGAUAUUUUCAAAAUUGCCGCUGAAAGAGACUGUAAGGACUAGCGUUCUGUCAAGUAAAUGGAGACAUCUGUGGAAAAUUUCCCCAAAACUAAGAUUUGAUGGCAGCACAAUGCGUGGGGAAUACAUGUUGGAGAAACUCGUUGGCAAUGUUAAUGCGACCUUGAAACAGCAGCGUGGGCGGAUGGCUGAAGCUUUAGAGGUCAAACUUGAAUUUCAAAGCAGGCUAGUUGCUUUUACAGGCGAAAAAAGCAUUCUGGUUGAUCAUCUCAACAAUUGGGUCCAUCAUCUUGCACAACGAGCUUAGCUCUUGAUUUAGCACCAAAGGAAUUCAGGGAUCGCCAUGACCGCUACAUGUUUCCCUUUGAACUCUUGGAUGGAAAAGCCGCAUCUUGCUUGCAGCAAAUUCAACUAAGUUUUGUAUCUCUCAAGCCACCAACCCAAUUCAGUGGUUUCCCAAAGCUGAAAAAGCUUAGCCUGCACCUAGUACAGGUCAUCGCAAAGGAUCUUCAAGGCUUACUUUCAAGUUGUUCUAAUCUUGAGUGGUUGAGUAUUGUUAGAUGCAAUCUUAAUGAUGAUGAACUGAAGGUUGAUUGUGCACUGUCCCGACUGCUAUACUUGCGUAUUGCAAACUGUGAGAUAUCAAAGAUAGAAAUGUAUGCUCUCAAGCUCAAGACUUUCAUUUACGAAGGAGCACAGCUGCCUGUUGAUCCCAUCCAAGCACAGGAACUAGAAGUUGCAGAUAUCGUUUUCAAGGGUGAUAUAACUUUUCAGUAUGCUCUCACUGUGCUCCCUGUGGUGUUUCCAAGCGUGCAAAAUCUGACUGUGCAUGCUAAUUUUGGGCUACAGUUUCCUUGGUUAUUGUCAACUAAAUCAAAGUUUAUUCAACUUAAGUAUUUGAAGUUGCUAUUGCCUCAAUGUUCUGGAGAUAUGGACAACAUUGUCUAUCUAGCUUCUUUUCUGAAGGCUGCCCCUCUCCUUGAAGUUUUGGAGAUCCAUUUCAAUGUACCUGGCUACGAAGAUGCAGGGAUACCGGUUCUCAGGAGCCUCCCAAAGUGUCCAUACAAGAACCUGAAGAGCAUAUACAUCACAGGGUUCAGAGGCCUGAAAGGCCAAGCUGAAUUUCUUGUCCACGCAGUGGAAAAUGCCCCGGCUCUGGAGGUGCUAACCAUUGACACAGCAACGAAAAUAGGCGUCCGUUCUGCUCAACACAUCGAAAGCGCCGGUGGUUACGUUGCUAGAAGCUGCCUUGCAAGCAUUGUUUCACCCAAGACCAAGUUUCAGAUAGUUGAUACAGCUAGGUAGAGUAGAUACCGAGUACUAGUACUGUGUCAGGUACUACGUAUGCAGUUAUUGCCUGUUGUGUUUGUGAAUUUUUGAUACGUACUACGCUCUUUCGUCUGGGCCCCUGGGGUGCUUGCAUCACAUCUGAACAUGCGUACGCGAAGAUUGGCACACAGAUGGAUGCAGCAUGGGAAAUUUUGCGUGCUCGGUUUGCAUCUCUUGCAGGUCACGAACUCUUCUACUACUCCACUAUACGCUGUGCUAUUUGUUCCUUGUGCAA
Molecule: messenger RNA, 2522 nt
Organism: Oryza sativa Japonica Group (Japanese rice)
Lineage: Eukaryota; Viridiplantae; Streptophyta; Magnoliopsida; Poales; Poaceae
Source: RefSeq, a predicted model, not a curated record